AUGUCUCGCAAGAAGUCUGCCAGGGGCAAAGCGGCGUCCAGCAGCCCGGCCACCGGCAGCCCCCCCGCCGGGAAGGCAGCGCGGAGCAGCCCGGCCAUGGUGCAGAUGAACGGAGUGGUCCAUCCCAGCAGACCGUCCAUCAGCAACAGCAGCGAGUUCUACGACAUCGCUUUCAAGGUGAUGCUGGUUGGAGACUCUGGCGUUGGGAAAACCUGUCUCCUGGUCCGCUUCAAGGACGGAGCGUUCCUGGCGGGCAGCUUCAUCUCCACCGUGGGCAUUGACUUCAGGAAUAAAGUCCUGGACAUCGACGGAGUCAAGGUGAAGCUCCAGAUAUGGGACACCGCCGGACAGGAGCGCUUCCGCAGUGUCACUCACGCCUACUACCGGGACGCCAACGCUCUCCUUCUGUUGUAUGACGUCACCAACAAGACAUCCUUCGACAACAUUCAGGCGUGGCUGACCGAGAUCCAUGAAUAUGCCCAACAGGACGUGGUGCUCAUGCUGCUCGGAAACAAGGCGGAUGCCACUCACAACAGGGUGGUGAAGAGAGAAGACGGAGAGCGGCUUGCUAAGGAGUUUGGAGUUCCCUUCAUGGAGACCAGCGCCAGGUCGGGUCUCAACGUGGAGCUGGCGUUCACUGCUGUGGCUCGGGAGCUGAAGCACAGGUCCCUGAAGGAUCCCAGUGAGAAGUUCAAGCUGCAGGAGUACGUCAACCAGGAGAAGAAGGGCACUGGGUGCUGCAGAUCUUAA
Messenger RNA from Limanda limanda (common dab), 750 nucleotides. Its product is annotated as ras-related protein Rab-26-like. Gene Ontology annotation, molecular function: GTP binding; GTPase activity. The transcript has 9 exons. NCBI's taxonomy places the organism in Eukaryota, Metazoa, Chordata, Actinopteri, Pleuronectiformes, Pleuronectidae. The coding region runs from base 1 to 750 and encodes 249 amino acids. The record is from RefSeq and is a predicted model, not a curated record.